ACAGUUCGAAGCAACUUUGCAACUAAGCUGUAAAAAAAUGGACGAAGAAACUAAUUUGAAUGCAUUGCAUGGUAUAACAGAAGACCAGUGGAAGAUUAUGCUAGAUUGAAACCUGCUUUGUUAAUUAGAAAUUGACAAUCAGAUGCAUUGCCAGUCUUUUUAAUUUUUGAGAAUAAGAAACCAGAUGUACUGACAUUUUACAAUAUAGAGGAUAUGAAGCAGAUGAAUCAACAUUUUUCAAUAUUGAGGACAGGCAAACAGAUGCAUCAUUAUUUUCCAAUUCUGAAAAUAGGAUUCAAUAUGGUACAAAAGUAUAGCACAACAUUUCACUAGAUUCAGUUGCUUAUAUUGAAAAAUUGUCUCAUCUGAUUUAUAAUGAUUUUAAAGAAUUUAAGUAUAAGAAUACCUAAUACAUAGUACUUUCCUCUUUGUUAGGAAGCUAAUGAAUAAAGAAAACACAAACUGGUGAGAAUUGUGUGAUAAAUGAGGUGUGAACUUAAAUCAAAUGGCACUGCAUAUGAAAAGUCACGCAGGAGUGAAGCAACAUUAAUCUAUACUAAAUAAUUCAAAAGCUCACAGAGAAACUCUUUCUGGAGCUCUUAAUUUAUUUGUUUGUCAGAAGAAGCUUGUCAGAGUCAGUAUUUUAUUUGAAUAUGUAAAAUCUCACUCAGGAGAUAAACAUGAAUGUGAUGUUUGUUUUAAAAAGUUUGUUAAGAAGUCUUAUUUAGAAAGACAGAAAAAUUCAUUCUGGAAAGGUAAAUGUGAAUGUUAUAUUUAUCAUAAAAUGUUCAAACUAAAAUCUUAUUUAUCUAAUAAUUCAAAAUUUAAUUUAAAGAAUAAACAUGAAUGUAAUGUUUGCCAUGCACAAUUUGUCCAUAAGUGGUAUUUGAAUGCACACAAAAAAAUUCAUUUUUUGGGUAAACCUGAAUGUAAUGUUUGUCAUAAAAAAUUUGCUUCAAAAUCUAGCUUAGAUAUACACAAAAAAAUUCAUUUUUUGGGUAAACCAGAAUGUAAUGUUUGUCAUAGAAAAUUUGCUGCGAAAUCUAGCUUAGAUACACACAGAAAAAUUCAUUCUGGAGAUAAAUAUGAAUGUAAUGUUUGUCAUAAAAUGUUUACUCUAAUAUCAUAUUUAAAAAUACAUAGGAAAUAUCAUCAUGAUCAUGGUAAUUUGCAUUAUGAAUGUGAUCUUUGUCAUAAAAAGUUUAUUCAUAAGUUUAAUUUAAAAUCACACAAAAAACUUCAUUAUGGAGUUAAAUAUCAAUGUGAUCUUUGUCAUAGAAUUUUCAAACUAAAAAAAUAUCUAUCCAACCAUAUAAAAAUUCAUUUAAUAGACAAGUUUGAAUGUAAGGUUUGCCAUAAAACAUUUUUCCAUAAUCGGAGUUUUAAUAUACACAGUAAAAUCCAUUCUGGAGAUAAAUAUGAAUGUGAUGUUUGUCAUAAAAAAUUUUCACAGGAGUUAUAUUUAAAAACACAUAGAAAAAAUCAUAUUGAAGAAAUGCAACAUGAAUGUGAUAUUUGUCAUAAAAAAUUUGCCCAUAAGUUUAAUUUAAAUUCUCAUAAAAAAAUUAAUUCUGGAGAUAAAUAUGAAUGUGAUGUUUGUCAUAAAAUGUUUAAAGUUAAAUAUUAUUUGUCUAGACAUAGAAAACUUCAUUUAAUAGAUCAACAUGAAUGUGUUGUCUGCCACACAAGUUUUGCCCUCAAAUCUUAUUUAUAUAAACAUGUAAAAAUUCAUUCAGGAGACAAAAAACAUGAAUGUCCUGUUUGUCAAGAAAAGUUUAAAUUUAAAUAUGAUUUAAAUAGUCAUACAAAAAUUCAUUCUAUAAACAAAAUAUAAAUUGGGUAUAGGGCAUUAAAUGUUUAUCCAAAGGUCUAGUCCCUAUAGACAUAUAUGAAUUGUUAUUUGUAUUAAAAAGUUGAAACAACAAUCCAUACAUCUGUUAUACCAUAAAAAUGCUUGUGAUAAUAUGUGUUGCAUUUUAAAAUAAAUUUGCCUUGUAAAUCACUUCUUGACCUCAACAUACUUUCUCUGUCAUCCAAUAUUUUUGAAAACAAUGUUAUCUGUAAUAGAAUGCAAGUAUU
Molecule: messenger RNA, 2079 nt
Organism: Physella acuta
Lineage: Eukaryota; Metazoa; Mollusca; Gastropoda; Physidae
Product: zinc finger protein 658B
Biological process (GO): regulation of transcription by RNA polymerase II
Cellular component (GO): nucleus
Molecular function (GO): DNA-binding transcription activator activity, RNA polymerase II-specific; RNA polymerase II cis-regulatory region sequence-specific DNA binding
Source: RefSeq, a predicted model, not a curated record